AUGAAAUAACCUGUUCAUUGUCAUUAAGUUACUAAAGAAGAUGUUAUGAAAUUAUAAUUAAAAAUGAAAGAGGAAAUUAGAGAAAUGAUGAAAUAAACUGAUUUAUUUCCUAAAGACUUACUCUUUGUUAAUAGAAAUAUGAAUCUAGUUAGAUCUGUCAAUAAAAGAUGUGGAAGUCUUGUUAAUAGAAUCAAUAUUAUGGCAAGAUAUGCAUAAUAAGGUACAUAAUAAUUUAACGAUAUUCUUGAAUCCUAAAAAUUCAAUAAAAAGUAUCAUUCAAGUUUCAUGUUUGAAUUAAGAUUAUGGGUAUCUGGAUUAAUCUAUUCAUUACUCUCAAUAUGGCUAAAAUGGAAAAAAAAUUAAAAAAUUGAAGAUUUUCUUGAAUAAAAAUAAAAGGAAUAAUUUUAGGGAAUACAUGAAUAAUAUGGUUUUAAAACUCCUGAUGAAAAAACUUUUGAUGCUUGA
Paramecium sonneborni is the source of this 465-nucleotide messenger RNA. The record is from the annotation of a GenBank genome assembly. NCBI's taxonomy places the organism in Eukaryota, Ciliophora, Oligohymenophorea, Peniculida, Parameciidae.